This is a messenger RNA of Malurus melanocephalus (red-backed fairy wren), 532 nucleotides long. RefSeq names its product interferon-like. Lineage: Eukaryota; Metazoa; Chordata; Aves; Passeriformes; Maluridae. The transcript has 2 exons. The coding region runs from base 92 to 406 and encodes 104 amino acids. The record is from RefSeq and is a predicted model, not a curated record.
CACCAGCCGGCAGCASCCCGAGCACAGCCGCCACCACCAAGCCUCAGCAGGCUCCUGCCCAGCACCACCCGACGGCACCCACUCACCCACCAUGCCUGCGCCCACAGCCCCACGGCCACGCCUGCCGCACGCCGCCCCGCCGCUCCUGCUUCUCCUCACGGCUCUGGCCACCGCMCUCGCMUGCCAACACCUCUGGACCCCCGACGACACCUUCCCCGCCGACGCGCUCCGCCUCCUCCGCGACAUGGCUCCCAGCCACGCACAGCCCUGCCACCUGCAACAGCCGCCCUUCUUCCCCGACGCCCUCCGCCACAACAACCUCCACUGCGCCUGGGACCACGUCCGCAUCGAAGCUCGCGCCUCUUUACAGCACCUCCACAACCUCACGCGCACCAUGCGCCGCUAGCACAAACACCCACGCACACCAACCCACACCCGCGCACCCGACACGCUCCCACACCACGCCCCAAACCCACCUCGCACCUCACUCCUGACCUCCCCUGCCACAAGGGACACGGCUCCAUCAACCUCA